Molecule: messenger RNA, 3417 nt
Organism: Heterostelium album PN500
Lineage: Eukaryota; Evosea; Eumycetozoa; Acytosteliales; Acytosteliaceae
Product: peptidase C19 family protein
Exons: 8
Coding region: 1-3417 (1138 amino acids)
Biological process (GO): protein deubiquitination
Molecular function (GO): cysteine-type deubiquitinase activity
Source: RefSeq, a predicted model, not a curated record
AUGAAAUUAUAUAAAGGUGUAAAAAUAACAGUUAAAGAUAUUCAUUUAAAGACGAAUAAAAUUACCGGUACUACUCGAAAGGAAGAGAAGGAACAGCAAUAUCAUCAGCAGGAGCAGCAGCAGCAGGAAGAGCAGCAACAGCAGCAGGAAGAGGAAGUUCAACAGCAACAAGAGGAGCUUUCAGAUCAAAAGAGUACAAGUACAAAGAGUAAUAGUAAGAGAAGUAAGACUAGUAUUAGUAGUAGACUGAAAAAGCGAAAGAUAGAAGCGGAAGCAAUGACAGAGAGUCCCGGUAACACCAACCAAGCUGUAGAUUCACCACAGAGUGCAUCUUCAUUUGUCAACAUACAAUCGGAUAGUUCGUUUGUCGAGAUGAGCUCGAGCACAUCACCACAACCCUCUCCGACAUUCUCGUCCAACUCUUCCUACUCGAUUCAGCAUGGCGAGCAGGUAGAGGAGCAGAACAACAUGGUCGUCGAGUCGAGUAGCUCCCAACAGCCAAACGGUGUCGAUGUCCACGGUGACCAGCCGGCAGACGACGACGAGAACGCCGGCGUCGGUUCAGGCUCAAAGAAAACAACAGGUGGCACUAAAAACACUGAGGAUGCAUCGACCACAACAACCACUACAACAUCGAUGGCCGCCAAUGGUGUUGUCAUUGACAGCAACAAUGAGUAUGCAUCACUCACCGAACAGGAGCGCAAAGAGAAGAACAACGCGAUCAAACAAGUGAUCAAGACCGCACCACUAAAGUUGGGUGAGAAGUGGUAUCUCAUUUGCAAACCAUGGUUUGACAAGUGGGAGUCAAACAUGUACUCACCGGAGCAGCUCGGUCCCAUUAUCAACGAUACUUUGCUCAUCACUGACACCACACAUCUCAGAUUGAACGCCACCGAAGAUCAAGACUUUGUUGUUGUUCCAGAGUCAACAUGGGACUACUUUUUAAAGUCAUACGGCUGUCCAACCAUUAUAGUCAGAAAGGUUGUUAAAAGCCUUAUUUCACUCCAGAUCGACUACAAGUAUCCACAGUGCUUGAAGUUUUUCAAAUCUUCACAACCAACAAGAAUUAUUGAGCAUUUUGUUUGUAAAUCUGAAACUAUUUCCUCUGUCAAAGAUAGAGUAUGUAAACUAUUUGAUAUUAAUCCAGCAGAUGUAAGAGUUUGGGAUUACUAUAACAACAACAAAUAUGCAGAGUUGAAGAACACUGAAUACGUUUCAAACUCUAAAUUGGUUGAAAACCAACUUAUCCUUUUGGAUGAAAGACUGGAAGAUGGUUCAUGGCCACCAGAAAAAAAUCAUAAUACCUAUAGUUAUUCAUCAAGAUACAAUUCACGUUCAGGUGCACCUCGUCCAGGUGUCACUGGUUUAGACAAUCUUGGUAAUACUUGCUUUAUGAAUUCAUCUUUACAAUGUUUGAGUAAUACAGUACCAUUGACAAGAUAUUUGUUGAAUGAUAAGCACAAUCAAGAUUUGAAUAGAGAUAAUCCAUUGGGUUGUCAUGGUGAUCUCGCUAUUGAAUACGCCAAGUUGAUCAAACAACUCUGGCGUGGUGAUAUUACCUCGACCGGUCCAAGAGAAUUGAAGUCUCAAAUCGAAAGAUUCGCUCCACAGUUCCAAGGAUACCAUCAACACGACUCCCAAGAGUUGUUGGCUUUCUUGUUGGAUGGUUUGCACGAAGAUCUCAACAAGGUAAAGAAGAAGCCAUUCAUCGAGGGUAAAGACUACGAUAACCGUCCAGAUGAAGUCAUCGCCAAGGAACAAUGGGAUAUGCACAAGGCACGUAACGAUUCCGUCAUUGUAGAUUGGUUCCAAUCUCAACUAAAGUCACGUCUUGUCUGUCCAGUCUGUGGUAAGAUCAGUAUCACAUUCGAUCCAUUCAUGUAUUUGUCAUUGCCACUUCCAGUCAAUGUUCGUAAGCAAUUUGAUAUUGUCUUUGUACCAUAUGACAGCAGUGUCGCACCAUCACCCGUCAAGGUUGAGAUGCCAAAGACCGGUGUAUUUGAGGAGCUUCUCGAUAUUGUCUCAAAGCAAGUCAAUGUCGAACCAGAGCGUCUCGUUGCAACCAUGCAAUCAAUGUCUGUCAUUCAAAAGGUUUACAAGCCAACUCAAUGUGUUGAUAUCAUUGGUAACAGAGAUACAAUUGUUGUUUAUGAAAUCCAAGGAGGAUUAAAGAACCCAGAGCAAUUCGUAAACUUUAAGGUUACAAUGAAGACAUCAUCCUACUCUAAUCAUUUCCCAUUCAUUCUCUCUGUACCAACCCAACAGUUGAACAACGUAGAGGAAUUGUACUUCCAUAUUAUUGACAGAUUGAAACAUUUAAUUAAGGAUUUAGAUAAGGUUAGAGAUGUAUUCAGCAGCAAUGAAAAGUUGGCACCUCAAAACGAAGAGGAACAACAAGGCGAUGAGAAUGAUCCUUACAGAAGAUAUAGUCAAACCGACCACUACAGCAAUUACCAUCAAGUCAUGAAGAAGAGACCUAAGGAUCCAAGAUUCAUCUUCCAAAUGGCACCAGACCACAAGUAUGAAAGAAAGGAAUUCGAAUUUAAUCCAGUCAAUUUCGACUCGAUUAUACUCCAAUGGGACGAAGAGAGUUUCGACUACUUCUUUGAUUCAGAGAAACUUCAACACUCUGUUCCACCCUAUGUUUUCCAUCGUGAUGUCUCUGCCGAGAAAGAGCUCACCCUUGAGCAAUGUCUCGAGUUGUUCACCACUGUCGAGCAGCUCGGUCCAGAUGACCCCUGGUAUUGCAGCACCUGCAAAGAGCAUCAACGUGCCACAAAGAAAUUCGUACUGAAACCAGGAUCAACACCACUCUACGAUCUCUUUGCCGUGUCUAAUCACUACGGUUCGUUGGGUGGUGGUCAUUACACCGCCUAUGGACUCAACGAUCUUGAGAAUCAAUGGAUCAAGUUUGACGACAGCUCCACACACAAUGUCGAUCCAUCUCACAUUGUCUCUGAUGCCGCCUACGUUUUGUUCUAUCGUCGUCGUGACACCAAAGACCCAGAUUUCUAUCUCAACAAUGGUAUCAAAGAAUUCAAAGAUUCCGUUGCAGAUUUAGUUGCUACCAAUCCACCACCACAAACCAAUGGUAAUAGCAAUGGUUACGAAUCGAGCAGUUGGUAUAAUGCUCGUUCCUCAGGUAUGGUCGGUACUGGCACUCGUUUGGGUGUUGCCAGUAACAGAGAGAACAGUUACGUGGGAUACACCUCAACUACAUCCACCGGUGUGUCUGCUGCAUCGUCCUCUUCAUCAAAUAGCAUCGUUACACGUGCCGAAGCAGCUGCAUCACCCAGCUCAAACCAAGAAAUGGAAGAAAUCAACACCAAUCCCACAAACGGAAGCGAUACUGCAGAUGAACCACCAGCUCAAGAAACCACUGGUGAUUCCUCAUCUUCACUCAUGGAAGUCGAAUAA